AUGAGGACAGAGACCCGAACUAACUCAGUACCUUGCGCAGCACAAACUUCCUUCAAAGGCUCCCCAGCACACGUCUGUCGCUCAUGUCGUGUGGCAUUAUCUAUUCCUUUCUCUCAGGCUACGCGAUCUGCAUCGACUGCAGCCGCAAAGGCCGGGGUUGACGCACCAGCUGCUGCACGGCUCUCUCCAUCUGGCCCCGAAGCGUCCCCUACUUCGCAACCACUCUUCACCAUCAAAGCCGGCGUUGUUGUUAGCAGGCCUCCUCUUCUCACGCCCGAUCCCCAUCCUUUCGAAACAGCAUAUCAUCUAUAUCAACGUCGGCUGAACGAACGACUUGCCCUCCCCUUCAGCCAAUAUUUCUAUUACAAGAAGAACACUCCGGCUAUGGAACAAUGGCGGACCCAUCGCCAGGCACGAGGUGGUGCAGCAGCAAGAGAUAUUGGGAGGUAUAAUGCGCACAGCCCUGAGGCAUGGAAUGACGAGGUUUUGGUUGGCGACGAGACCGCACAGCCAGCCAAGAUCGUAGAGCAAUUAGUUGCCGAGGAAGGCCGCUCAGAAGAUUUUACAGGAUCUGGGGAUCCGAGAUAUGCUGGACUCAUGCGGAGAACAGAGGCAGACGAGAAGAACGACCAGAAGAGCCUCGAGAGGAGUUUGACCCGGACAUUAUACUUAUUGGUAAAGGCAAAGGGCGACGGCGAGCUGUGGAAAUUCCCUGCAGGAACUCUAGCGGCCACAGAGGGGUUAAAAGAGGCCGCCCAACGAAUUCUGUUUGCCUCUUGUGGCGUCAACAUGAACACUUUCUUCGUCGGUAAUCAUCCCGUCGGUCACUACCAAGGCCACGCGCCUGCUAGUGACACUACAAUGGUCGACGGUGAGAAGAUAUUCUUCAUGAAAGCUAGGAUCCUGGCUGGACAGGCAGAUCUGAGUAUCGCACAGAACAAGAAUAUCGAGGACUUCAAAUGGGUCAGCAAAGAGGAGGUGGAGAAGUUGGUUGCUCCUGAGUACUGGCUGAGAGUCAAGAAUAUGCUUGUUGCUCAGUGA
Molecule: messenger RNA, 1041 nt
Organism: Exophiala aquamarina CBS 119918
Lineage: Eukaryota; Fungi; Ascomycota; Eurotiomycetes; Chaetothyriales; Herpotrichiellaceae
Exons: 3
Coding region: 1-1041 (346 amino acids)
Cellular component (GO): mitochondrial large ribosomal subunit
Molecular function (GO): structural constituent of ribosome
Source: RefSeq, a predicted model, not a curated record